GCAAAAGCGCUAGGGUUGCAAGUGGCACCAGAGACGUGCCCUUGUCCCGGGGUCCAUUUGAGGGUGAGCGUGUUGGUGCCGAGCUGUUUUUUUGUUUUGUUUUGUUUUGUUUUGUUUUUGAGACCGAAUCUCGUUCUGUCGCCCAGGCUGGAAUGCAGUGGUGUGAUCUUGGCUCACUGCAACCUCCACCUUCCGGGUUCAAGUGAAUCUCCUGCCUCAGCCUCCUGAGUAGCUGGGAUUACUGGCACCCACCACCACGACCAGCUAAUUUUUGUAUUUUUAGUAGAGACGGGUUUUCACCAUGUUGGCCAGGAUGGUCUCAAUCUCCUGACCUCAGGCGAUCUGCCUUCCUCAGCUUCCCAAAGUGCUGGGAUUACAGGUGUGAGCCACCGCACCCGGCCAGUGCUGAGCUGUUUUGACAACUUGGACCCCGGGUCCUCUGUGGGUAGGAAAAUCAGCUCCCUCUUUGCUCCUCUGGGGCAGCUGCACCUCGGGCCAGCUUUCUGCCUGUCUGCCUGCCGGCACUGCUGGGUCGCUGUACCCAAACGCACAGCCGGUGCCCCGUGCCUAUUACCUGCCAGCCUGUCUGUUUCCCUCCAGCUAGAAGGUCUUCAGUUUCCAGAAGAACCAAAGCAUCUUUGGACCUACCUAGGGAAGGACCUGCCUGUGACCUUUGCCCUGUCCUGGAGGGUCCAGCUUUGGGCUGAAUGGCAGCACCCACGCUGGGCCGUCUGGUGCUGACCCACCUGCUGGUGGCCCUUUUUGGCAUGGGCUCCUGGGCUGCUGUGAACGGGAUCUGGGUGGAGCUGCCUGUGGUGGUAAAAGACCUUCCAGAGGGUUGGAGCCUCCCCUCAUACCUCUCUGUGGUUGUGGCGCUGGGAAACCUGGGUCUGCUGGUGGUGACCCUGUGGAGGCAGCUGGCCCCGGGCAAGGGCGAGCAGGUCCCCAUCCAGGUGGUACAGGUGCUGAGUGUAGUGGGCACAGCCCUGCUGGCCCCUCUGUGGCACCACGUGGCCCCAGUGGCAGGGCAGCUCCACUCUGUGGCCUUCCUAACUCUGGCCUUGGUGUUGGCAAUGGCCUGUUGUACCUCUAAUGUCACUUUCCUGCCCUUCCUGAGCCACCUGCCACCUCCUUUCUUACGGUCUUUCUUCCUGGGUCAGGGUCUCAGUGCCCUACUCCCCUGUGUGCUGGCCCUAGUGCAAGGUGUGGGCCGCCUCGAGUGCCCACCAGCGCCCACCAAUGGCACCUCUGGGCCUCCCCUCGACUUCCCUGAGCGUUUUCCUGCCAGCACCUUCUUCUGGGCACUGACUGCCCUUCUGGUCACUUCAGCUGCCGCCUUCCGGGGUCUCCUGUUGCUGUUGCCAUCACUACCCUCUGUAACCACAGGGGGCUCAGGGCCUGAACUUCAACUGGGAUCCCCAGGAGCAGAGGAGGAAGAGAAGGAGGAAGAAGAGGCUUUGCCAUUGCAGGAGCCACCGAGCCAGGCAGCAGGCACCAUCCCUGGCCCAGACCCUGAGGCCCAUCAGCUGUUCUCAGCCCAUGGUGCCUUCCUGCUGGGCCUGAUGGCCUUCACCAGUGCCGUGACCAAUGGCGUGCUGCCUUCUGUGCAGAGCUUUUCCUGUUUGCCCUAUGGGCGCCUGGCCUACCACCUGGCUGUGGUGCUGGGCAGUGCCGCCAACCCCCUUGCCUGCUUCCUGGCCAUGGGCGUGCUGUGCAGGUCCCUGGCAGGGCUGGUUGGUCUUUCUCUGCUGGGCAUGCUCUUUGGGGCCUACCUGAUGGCACUGGCAAUCCUGAGCCCCUGCCCACCCCUGGUGGGCACCACUGCAGGGGUGGUCCUUGUGGUGCUGUCGUGGGUGCUGUGUCUGUGUGUGUUCUCAUAUGUGAAGGUGGCUGCAAGCUCCCUGCUGCAUGGUGGGGGUCGGCCGGCAUUGCUGGCAGCUGGUGUGGCCAUCCAAGUGGGCUCCCUGCUUGGUGCCGGUGCCAUGUUCCCUCCCACCAGCAUCUACCACGUGUUUCAAAGCAGAAAGGACUGUGUAGACCCCUGUGGCCCCUGAGCCUGGGCAGGUGGGGACCCAACUCCACCCCACCUGUCUUCAUCGUGAGGCUGCCACAGUGCCUGACUACUUGUGGCCCAGGCAGGCUUCCCCCAACACAGGAACGCUCAUGGACACCUGCACACUCCACAGAAGACGUUGGCAUGUGAGGCCAGGGUGGGCACCAAAGACCAGGCCCAGAGCCAGGGGACAGGUUGGGGCUGUGGGCUUGGACCCAGGGCCUGAGACCUUUGUGGGAUUUGUGCAAUAAAGUGUUUUUAUUUAAAACCAAAAACAAAAACAAAAGCCUAAUGAAAACCUUAUAAGAAAUAUAUAAUGAAAUCAGGAAACUGGAUUAAAUAAUUUUUCAUACAUA
Homo sapiens (human) is the source of this 2409-nucleotide messenger RNA. RefSeq names its product solute carrier family 52 member 1 (gene SLC52A1). The coding region runs from base 708 to 2054 and encodes 448 amino acids. Gene Ontology annotation, biological process: riboflavin transport. Lineage: Eukaryota; Metazoa; Chordata; Mammalia; Primates; Hominidae. The transcript has 5 exons. Gene Ontology annotation, molecular function: riboflavin transmembrane transporter activity. Gene Ontology annotation, cellular component: plasma membrane. The record is from RefSeq and is marked reviewed.